This is a messenger RNA of Hypanus sabinus (Atlantic stingray), 2575 nucleotides long. Its product is annotated as NACHT, LRR and PYD domains-containing protein 3-like. Gene Ontology annotation, molecular function: protein binding. Gene Ontology annotation, biological process: regulation of apoptotic process. The coding region runs from base 72 to 2036 and encodes 654 amino acids. The record is from RefSeq and is a predicted model, not a curated record. The transcript is spliced from 10 exons. Lineage: Eukaryota; Metazoa; Chordata; Chondrichthyes; Myliobatiformes; Dasyatidae.
GGAAAGUUUUCACCAGUCGAGAGAGGCUCCCGGCUCACCGAGCACCCGGAAUUGGAACGCUGAUCUCCAUCAUGGAUGAUGUUGCAAAGAUGAGAGAGGAUCUUGAGAUAUCAACAAGGACGGAGAAGGGUCCUAUGACUACAAUCUCUAAGCACACCUCACAGUGGAAUGAGGAACAACUGUUUCAGCUGUCAAAAUUCUACCGGGAAAGACUGAAACAGGCAAUUGAAGAACGUGUGGAAGAACUCACUGAAAUGCUGAGACUGGAAGGACACAUCAGUGAUCAAGAGCAGGAGAAAGUUUCUGAACUUGUGGGGAAGCGAACCCGGCCGGAGGCUUCGAAGGUAUUCUUCAGCCUGGUGAUGGGGAAAGGCUCCCGAGCCCGGAGGGUGAUGUGGGAAGCAUUUGUGAAAAUGCGAAAUGAAUUACCGAAGUUGGACAGAAUAUUGAAGGAAAUCCAGGAGCUCGGGGCUGACAUACCGGAAUACAUGAACAUCAGUCAAGGGUUAACCGAACUCCCACCUCAGUUAAAAGAUGUUCAUGAGAAACAUAAGAAAACACUGCAGGAAGAAACUGAAGAGCUCAGAGUGAACACGAUUUUGUUGAGGGAGAAGGUGAAGGUUUCCAAGCUUGUUGAUCGAUACGCUGAGCUGACGGUCAUUUCUUCUGUUCGAGAACGGAGGUUUGUGGAACACGAGCUGCUGGCAAGAGGCCGAGACCAUGAGGAGUGGAGAGAGAAACACCUUCGGGGAGAGUUGGAAAAAAUCCGUUCCGAUCAGUUGCUUCAAAGCAGCUUUUCCCAUAGUGUGACUUACUGGCAGCAAAUAAAGAGAUUCUUCGGAUUUGACUCCAUGACUCCGACAUCAGUGAACAGAGUAAAACCUGGGAAUUCAGCAGCAGUGGCCGGUGUCCCGGGGAUCGGAAAAACAACAAUGAUUCAGAAGAUUGUUUAUGACUGGGCCAACGGGAAUAUAUACCAACACUUCCAUUUUGUGUUCAGUUUCAAAUUCAGGGAUUUAAACACCAUUCUCUGUAAAAUAAGCCUGAGGGAACUGAUUCUGAAACAGUAUCCUUACUUUGAGAAUGGUCUGGGAGAAGUAUGGAAGAACCCAGAGGGAUUGCUGUUUAUAUUUGAUGGUUUGGAUGAACUAAAGGAUGCAAUUGAUUUUACUGAGAGUCAAAGAGACGCAGACUCUCAACGACGCGGUGCAGACCCAGAAUUCCGGUGCCAUGUGUCGGACAUCGUGUACAAUUUAAUCCAGCACAAGCUGCUCCCAGGGUAUGGGCGGUUUGAUGUAUUUCUCCGUUUUGUUGCUGGUCUCUCCUCCGGGUCAGCCUGGCGCUGGAAGGAGUUUCUGGGUCCUUUUCCUGCCGAUACAGCCCGUCGGGUAAUUGACUUUGUGAAGAGGGAGAUCAAACGUCUGAGUGGCAACACAAAGAGUGAAGAUGGUAAAAGGAGCCUCCUGAACACAUUGCACUAUCUGUUUGAGUCUCAGAAUCGUGUACUGGCUCAGGACUCACUGGGAUCUGUGGAAAAACUUUCACUCAGUGGACUGCGACUGACACCGAUUGACUGCGCCGUCCUGUCUCAUGUCAUUGGGUUCUGUGAUACAGUAAAGCACCUCGACCUAGAUCACUGCUAUAUUCAGUGUGAAGGACUCCAAAGACUGGCACCCUAUCUUCACAGAUGCCAAGAGCUGGGAUUGGGCAAUAACGGUAUCACAGACUCUCAGACAGCAAUCCUCACCUCUGCUCUCGUUAAAAACAGCUCACUGAUGGACCUCGAUAUGAAAGACAAUAGACUGGGAAAUACAGGUGUAAAACAGCUGUUAAGAGUUCUGAAUAACUCGGAAUGUAAAAUACAGAAACUGGGGCUGAAGAACAAUAGUUUCACAGCCUCCUGUGCCAAGAAUCUUGCCUGCAUUCUCAGAGCAAAUCAAUCUUUGAUCAAACUGGAACAGGAUAACAAUAAGCUGGAGGAUUCAGGAGUCAAACUGCUGUCUGAGGCUCUGCGGAACCAUAACUGUAAAAUAUAGGAACUGCGGCUAUGUAGAAACGGUCUCACAGCAACUGGUGCAGACUAUCUCGCCUCCGUUCUAGUUACUAGCCCAUCACUGACAGAUCUUGCCCUGGACUAUAAUAAUUUGGGUGAUUCAGGGGUGAAGCUGAUAUUUGGACCUCUGAUCAGCCCAGAGUGUAAAAUACAGAAACUACGGUAAGUAUCGUCGAAGGAGAGGUCAUAUUUUACAUUUACAAUGUGUCUGAAAUUUAAUAACAUUCAAUAGAGUGGAUCAGUGUUACUAUCAAUAAUAUGCAGUCUACAAUAAGAUAUGGAGUGUAUUGGAAGUGAAAUUAAAACCUUCUUACAUACUGAAAUGUAUUCAUUUCCAUCUUUGUCUCUGGCCCUCAGAUUAUGGGAUGUUUCUCUCACAGAUUCGUUCUGUGAGGACCUCGCUAUCGCUCUCAAAACAAACUGCUCCCUGAAGCUUCUGUCACUGGGUGAUAACAAUAUCGGAGAUUCAGGGGUGACACGUCUGUCUAAGGAGCUGGUGAAGCUCCAAUGUCAACUGCAGGA